Molecule: messenger RNA, 749 nt
Organism: Bactrocera oleae (olive fruit fly)
Lineage: Eukaryota; Metazoa; Arthropoda; Insecta; Diptera; Tephritidae
Source: RefSeq, a predicted model, not a curated record
UCCAUUUCAUUUAAGAUGACAGCGCUUGGUGGAUGCACCCUUAAUUUUGCAUUUAAAAUUUAAUUAUUCCACAAAAAACACCAGUUCUGAAAGAUGUCAACAUUAACGCGCCACUGUUGGCGCAAUCUACUCAAGACCGGGCGCACAUUGCAACAACCAGGCGCACUAUUACGUCACAUUAGCGCCACAGUGCGCGCAGAGGAUCAAAUGCUGCUGAUCAAGGAGCUGCCACAGCAGUCGAAUUCGAUGAUAUUCCCUGGUAUUUGGUUGCGUGACAAUUGUCAGUGUGCGCAGUGUUUCCAUCGUGAUUCGCUGAGUCGCAAACCGUUACGUUGGAAUAAUUUUGAUACGAAAGUGAAAGUUCGAGAUGUAACGGUGGACGAAUCACGUCAGUUGGUAAAUAUUCUUUGGUCCGAUGAGCAUAGCUCGAGCUUCGCGCUGAGUUGGUUGAAGGAUCGUGACUUUUCGGCUAAAACUCGUGAGAAAUACUUAAGCGAAUGGUAUCGACCGACGUCGAAACAUUGGGGCAAGCAUGAUUUUGUUAAGGUAUUGAAGCAGUUUGAUUACUGGGAUGUGAUGCGCAGUGAUGCAGGUGAGCAUUUAAUAUUUUUCAAUUCGUACGGCGAAGUGUCUGUAGUUACAAUAAACUUUUUUGGUAGCGAAUGUGUGAAUUCCUUAAGUAUCAGUAACUUAUUGUGUAUAUUUUUCGCAAAAAACUGAAUUUAAAGAUAUAGACUUAUAUUUUUAUA